Messenger RNA from Pelobates cultripes (western spadefoot toad), 393 nucleotides. Lineage: Eukaryota; Metazoa; Chordata; Amphibia; Anura; Pelobatidae. The record is from the annotation of a GenBank genome assembly.
GGAAUCCGCAAUUCUCCCCAGGCCUUCAACAAAACGCCUUUCAGGAUUUUGUGACCCAACAUGGACAACUACACCUAAAAGAUGUAAUAAACGAAAAGGGAAUCAUCCCAAUUACAGAACUUAUACCUACACCCACGCACUCAGCAAUGCUAAUUUACAAAUACACACAGCUCUCACACUAUAUCUGGACACAACCAGACCUCUCUCAGGGAACCAGACCCCUGACUGCAUUUGAAUCACUAUCCACUAUGAAGACCCUACAAAAGAAACACAUUACCAUUUUUUACAAGAUCCUACAGACAGAAACGGAAGACCAUAUCCCUGAAUUUACAAAAUCCACACUAACACACGACAAAUGGGGAACAAUAUUUAGAAACAUCUUUAAGUCAUCUA